Messenger RNA from Oryza sativa Japonica Group (Japanese rice), 859 nucleotides. RefSeq lists its product as uncharacterized. Gene Ontology annotation, molecular function: RNA binding. Gene Ontology annotation, cellular component: nucleus. The record is from RefSeq and is a predicted model, not a curated record. Lineage: Eukaryota; Viridiplantae; Streptophyta; Magnoliopsida; Poales; Poaceae.
GAAAGCCUCCAAACCGUAACCCUACCCCGUAUAAAAUCCCACACACGCGGGCGAUAGGGCUCUCCCCCCUCCCUCUUACCUCCGUCGCCGCCGAAAUCCUCCACAUCUUCUUCGCCGCCUCGCGCUCUCCGUUUCACUCGCGCACGGUGCUCCGCGGGGACUCGUCGGGCGGCGGCCAUGGAGGAGGUGACGGAGGCGGUCGGCAACCUCACCAUAGCCGCGGGAGAAGCCGCCGGGGCGGGCGGCGGCGCGGCGGAGGCGCACAAGAAGAACCGCAUCCAGGUCUCCAACACCAAGAAGCCGCUCUUCUUCUACGUCAACCUCGCCAAGAGGUACAUGCAGCUGCAUAACGAAGUGGAGCUCUCGGCACUCGGCAUGGCUAUUGCAACUGUGGUGACUGUUGCUGAAAUUCUGAAAAAUAAUGGCCUUGCUGUCGAGAAGAAGAUUAUGACAUCUACUGUUGACGUCAAAGAUGAUUCGAGGAGUCGCCCUAUGCAGAAAGCCAAGAUUGAAAUAGUGCUGGGCAAGACGGACAAAUUUGACGAACUGAUGGCAGCAGCCGCGGAAGAGAGGGAGGCCGCGGCAGCGGAGGCUGAGGCCGAGGAGCAAAGCUAAUAUUAGAAGCCAAAAAGCUUCCUGUUGUAGCUUUAAUUUUAGUAUUCUGCUGCUAGGUGUUGUAUUUGGAACUCCUUGAUACAUCAAGGGCUUGUGUAAUCAAUUAGUGGCACAGCUUAUUUGGUGUGCUUUUACUUGAUUGGUUAAGUUUUGAUGCCAACUUAUGACAGUGAAGGUGUAUGAGUACGGUGCUCAUCUUGAUUUGCCCCAAUUUACAUUUGGAAGAUGUCUAAUUGCUUUAAAA